Messenger RNA from Protopolystoma xenopodis, 744 nucleotides. NCBI's taxonomy places the organism in Eukaryota, Metazoa, Platyhelminthes, Monogenea, Polystomatidea, Polystomatidae. The record is from the annotation of a GenBank genome assembly.
UGCGUCAAAGCGUACGUUCGUCCUGAUUACUGGGAACCUAAUGAGACCUGCAUUGCUUGCCGAGUCUGUUGCCAGGCCUUCUCUCUACGUCGCCCUAUUCAUCACUGUAGAGCAUGUGGAGCUGGCGUCUGUGACAAUUGCUCAUUACACCGGCAACCUGUGCCGAAUCGUGGACUUGAUAUUCCUUCACGUGUCUGUAAUCACUGCAUUGAUGCCGGCCUUUUGACGCCAGCUAUCACCUUAAAUCUCUCCAACCUCACCUCUCCUGAGUCCCCAUCCUCUCGCUUCAACAUGCCAGUUAUUCAAAAUUCGCGAAUCCUUCAUCGUCUGGAAGAGCCUCCGCCUAAAGUUUCAUCUCGGGUAGCAACGUUUAAUCCGAGCAAACCUCAAACUUCCCACGCCUGGACACCCAGGCCUAGUGUAUCGAAACCUGCUACUUCGACUUCCUUGGUUGAUGAGGAUUCCUUUUCAAGCUCGGAUUUCAACCUUUCGAACCACUCUACCUUUAGGUCUGUACCUUUGGCAGUCCCUUGUAUCCGACCCGUCAUUUUGCAGAAUAGUGACCUUUCACCUUUUCCUUAUGGUCCACAGCCAGCUCCGACUGAACUUAUCUCCGGGGUCGAGAGCACUAAUGUUUAUGGCUUAAACAGCAGUGGUGAUGAAAAUGCUGGAGGUAGUAAUGGCGGUAAAAGGGGAAUUACAAAAUCGCGACGCGGUAUCACAGGUGGAGGUCGAGGUUAUUAG